This is a messenger RNA of Paraglomus brasilianum, 957 nucleotides long. NCBI's taxonomy places the organism in Eukaryota, Fungi, Glomeromycota, Glomeromycetes, Paraglomerales, Paraglomeraceae. The record is from the annotation of a GenBank genome assembly.
AUGGCUGAGCAAAGCGAAGUUCCAGAUAAUAUAAAACGAAUAAGGACGCGCAUAGUUCUUGAAUCGGAUAUCGUUAAAAACACUGCUGCAACAAACUUUCCUAAUACUUAUCCCGGCAUUGACGACUCAUGGAGACAUGAAGACUUUUGUCGGGUACCUACGAUGGCGAUUGAGCAUGUCUUUGUUUUCAAUAAUACAUCGAUUAUAGCAGACGAAGUGUUGGCUCAUCGUCUUGGCCUCAUUCCAAUAUACGCGGAUCCUGGAAAGUUUGACAUUAAGAAGCCUGGUGACAAUGCGACAGAUGCAAAUACCCUUGUAUUCCAAUUAAAGAUUAGUUGUGAACAGAAACCUGAUGCACGGCCAGACGAAACUGAUCCAAAUAAAAGGUUCAUAAAUGCUAGCGUAUAUUCUGGGGAUCUACUAUGGAUUCCACAAGGAGAUCAAGCAAGCAGAUUUACAGAUGAUAAUGCAAUCAGACCCGUUGUAGAAGACAUAUUGCUUGCAAAAUUGCGGCCAGGGCAGGUAAUAGAUUUGGAAUGUCAUGCUAUAAAAGGAAUAGCCAAGGAACAUGCCAAAUGGUCACCAGUGGCAACCGCAUCAUAUCGUCUUCUACCAGAGAUCACUAUUAAACAAGAGAUAGUAGGUGACCUAGCUGAUAAAUUUGCAGCAUGUUUUGCUCCCGGUGUCGUAGAAGUCAAAAAGGAGAAAGGAGUAAAACGUGCAAAAAUAGUCAAUCCACGUCGAGAUACAGUCAGUCGGGAAGUUCUAAGACACAAGGAAUUUCAGGACAUUGUUCAAUUAUCCCGUGUUCGAGAUCAUUUUAUUUUCAAUGUAGAGUCAAUCGGCAUUCUUCCACCAGAAAAACUUUUCAUGCACUCGGUAGAGAUUUUGGUAGAGAAAUGCGUACUACUUAGAGAAGCGCUAGAGCGCAAGAUUGAAGAUUCCAUGCAAGAAUAA